AUGCUUUUCUCCGCACUCCUCCUUGCAUCAACCGCAUCCGCGACCUGCCUUCACGGCCUCUCCAAGUUCAAGCGCGCAGACACCGUUGAGGUUAACACCUUUGGUUAUGGACCCAUGAACGGACCCUUCAACUGGGCUUCGCUUGCUCCUGAGAACGAAGCAUGCAAGUCUGGCAUGAACCAGUCUCCCAUCAACAUUGAUGCCACCAUCACCGCCGCCUCAGGCCGCCCCGUCCUCGACAUCCCCGACGCGGAAGUAAUCUUCGAGAACCUCGGAACGACCAUCGAAGUCGUCGUCAACGGCACAACCAGCUACGCGGGCACCAACUUCCGCCUCGUCCAAUUCCACAUGCACACCCCCUCGGAGCACCACAUCAACGACGAAUACUUCCCCUUGGAGAUCCACAUGGUGCACCAGGGUGUCGACGACGAAAGCCAACUCGCCGUCAUCGCGCUCAUGUUCGAGAUCUCCUCCGGCGACUCCGCUUCCAUGAUCCAAUCGCUGUCUUCCUCGCUCGCCGACAUCGCCAUGCCCGGCACCAAGACUACCAUCUCCUCCGGCAUCGACUUCACCGACGUUGUUGAGACACUCAAGACCUCUGAUAUCCAGACGUACAGCGGUUCCCUUACUACCCCUCCUUGCGCCGAGGGCGUCACUUUCCUCAUCGUCAAGGACCCGCUUCCCGUCUCUGUUGAGGACUUCAACGCUAUCAAGAAGAUUGUCAAGUUCAACUCCCGUUUCAUCCAGAACACCCUUGGUGGAGAGAACAUCUUGGAGAUUGGUGCUGCUGCUGGUAACACUUCGAUGCCUCCUGCUCAGAACGCUACGCCUCGUGCCACCAACGUUGAGAUCAAUGCUGAUCUGGGCCUUCUUGAUGCUAAGGUCACCGUCGGUACUCCUAUUCAGAGGCGUGUACGCAAGUACUAA
This is a messenger RNA of Alternaria novae-zelandiae, 927 nucleotides long. RefSeq lists its product as uncharacterized. The record is from RefSeq and is a predicted model, not a curated record. The transcript has 3 exons. Bases 1 to 927 code for a protein of 308 amino acids. NCBI's taxonomy places the organism in Eukaryota, Fungi, Ascomycota, Dothideomycetes, Pleosporales, Pleosporaceae. Gene Ontology annotation, molecular function: zinc ion binding; carbonate dehydratase activity.